UUACUCGCACUAAGAUGAUAUUUCCCAUAGUAAUGAAGCUCAUUCUGCGUUAUAACUUCAGACAAUGUAGUUACUUAUGUGAUAAGUGUUUUUUUUUCACUACAAGAUUCAAAUCAGUAUAACUGCUAUCUAUGCGUACGUAAAGAUUCCCUUAAAACUCAUUUUGCUGGGCAGACCAGCAUUAGAAAACCCCUUGGCCUUACGUUCACGAAUAGGAGUCUCUGAUGAAGUUACCCAGUCACGUGUCUCACUGUUCCAUCCUUAUUCCCAGGUAUCACUGAAGGAUCUUCUAGGAUGUGCAACCCAUGUCACAUAUUGUUGCUCUUUCAACACUCAUCUUGACCCCGGUGGCUCUGUUGGGGUCAAAUUAGCGUAUUUGUCUGAAGUGGACAUUAGCCUUUAUAAUUCUUUGUAUUCAUAAUCUGUGUAAUCCAACUCUACCCACAUUCUGUUUAAAUGGAUUGACAGGCAUCAAUACGCUGGAAAUCUCACAGAGACCUAGUGUCGAUUGAUUGAAUUUUAUUCAAAGUAGGAGAUGGUUUCGCUGGUAUCCGUAGCUUCUUGGUAAAUAUCGUUGCUGUCCAUUUAUUUUAUCCGGAGGUUCAGUAGUCUGUUUUACUUCCAAUUUUAGUGGACGUCAGUUUAAGUACGUCAACUGACGUAGGAGAACGUUUUUUGAUUUGGUUUCACUUCACACUUAAGUAUAGUCAAAUUUUAAAAAAGUAAUCCAGGAAGUCACGUAUGCACCAACUCAGUUAGUAGUUGAAUGCGGUUAUAUAUUAUAGGGCAGUGAUGAUUCGAGAUGUUCAUGAAGCCGGCUCAUCCUCCCGUGGGAGAUAGCCGAAGUAAAGUAAAAGUAAGUAAGUUAUAUAUUUGAUCCGUGGGUUUGAACAGUCCCAGACAAGAUGACUACGGUAUCUUUGAUAGAAGUUGUCGUUGAAUAGAAAUUACUUCUGGUGCUUUUAGCUGUUGAAAGUGGUCAUUACUGCCUAAUCUGUGACCGACUGGUUCCCACUUACCACCUAAAGACUAUCGUUUGAGGCCAGAUGUCUGCCCUAUGGCCUUAAAGCUAAUUAUCUCUACGAUAUCUGCCGAGCACAUUCGGUUAAAAAAUUAUCUUUAGUUUGAUUCGGACUGCAGUCUGCAAAGAAAAUACAAAUUUUCCUUAUCCACUUGGUUGUUUCUUACUCUAACUAAAGCUUAAGGACUAACGGAAAACAGAUUUAUAUUAGUUGGAGGUAUCAUCAGAUGUUUCUGCUUCGACUCUUCUACUUAGUCACACCAGAUAUAGAUUCUGGAGUCUGUUAUUGGAAACAAUUCACUAGCAUCUUGUAAUCUCCUUCCUAAGAUACGAAGCACACCAAUAGCUAGACCUUUGGACAUAUUUCAUGUUUCACAUUAAGGUGUGAAUGCUGCAGAUGUAUGGGAAUGGUUGCAUCAGUGAAUAUUGUGAAACUUUAGCAAACCGGGGCUUCGAGCAGUGACCUGCAGGUGGAACAAACAAAGACAAAAGAAGAAGCUAUGAGGAAAAAUUUGAUAUGAGCAGAUGCACAUGCAAAUAGUCUUGUUUGCACUAAUUGACAGAUAGUAUAUAAUAUAAAAAAACUUGUGACUUUGCAAAGUGAUACCAUAAUUUGAAGAUAUUUACUUCCAUAUUAGAUGAAUUAUGCGCCUUCUAAGGUUGGAUACAGUUUCAAUAAAGCAGAUUUGGUCAGCAGCCUAGUUCACUACCGGACUUCGAAGUCUGUUGGCGUAAUUCUUCAGUGUAUUGAUAAUUACAAUAUUUCAUUUAUCACAGACUUGUCACAUGCGGUAACGUUUUUUAGUCUUUAACACUUGGUUGCUUUGAUGUUUGCGAGUUUUCUCCUAAUUUCACCCUACGGUUUGCGGCUUCAUUCCUCGCAUCGCAAAAAAUAUAUUCAGAUGUUACAAUACACUGACUGGACACACUAAGGAUGUUUCAUGUAACGGAAGUAUUAAAGAAGGUUUUGAAAACGAACCUAUUUGGUGUAAACUCUUGGGUUUUAUACGAGCAUUCAACUAUUAAUAUCUGUUCUCUGUGUGAAUUGCCAUAUCCGCAUAAGCAAAUAUGUGAUCUUUUCCCUUAUUGUAGUUGUAAACGCUGUUUGAAAUGUUGGAUGAUUCAGAAACUUACAAAUUGUGGCGUAUCCGUAAAACCAUUCUUAAGAUGUGCAAAGACAGGGGUUACCUUGUGAUGCCGAAAGAAUUAGAGCAAACACUUGAAGACUUUAAGGCAACGGUUGGUGAUCCUCCAACUAGAAAAGAUCUCCUCAUGGUUGUUAAUCAUGAAGAAGAUCCUGCUGAUAUGCUGUAUGUAUUCUUUCCCGAAGAAGAAAAGGUUAAUAUGAAGACUGUUCGAGCGUAUUUAAAUCAAAUGCAACAAGACAGUACUUACCGAGCUAUUUUAGUCCUUCAGGAGAGAGGCCUCACGCCUUCCGCAAAAACAGCUAUUGCUGAACUUUCUUGCAAGUACACUUUAGAGUGUUUUUUUGAAAACGAACUCAUGGUUAAUAUAACGGAGCACCAGCUGGUUCCUCAACACAAUGUCCUUACUCAAGAAGAGAAAAAGGAACUGCUUGAAAGAUAUCGGUUAAAAGAAAGUCAGCUCCCAAAAAUGCAGGCAAGCGAUCCUGUUGCCCGAUAUUAUGGUCUGAGAAGAGGUCAAGUUGUACGCAUCACGCGACCAUCAGAAACAGCUGGACGAUAUAUCACUUAUAGAAUAGUUUUAUGAAUAUUUUGUGCAAAUUGUAACUUUAUUAUCAAGAAUGUCAUUCCGCUGUAUCAUAACACAUAAUUUGAUUUGUAAAUUUUCUUGAGUCAAAUCGAUUCAGGAUGGUCAAUAAAUCGUUAAUAAUACAUUUUGUCACAUUAAUUAUUAUCGUGG
Messenger RNA from Trichobilharzia szidati, 2905 nucleotides. The record is from the annotation of a GenBank genome assembly. Lineage: Eukaryota; Metazoa; Platyhelminthes; Trematoda; Strigeidida; Schistosomatidae.